This is a messenger RNA of Suillus paluster, 2541 nucleotides long. RefSeq lists its product as uncharacterized. NCBI's taxonomy places the organism in Eukaryota, Fungi, Basidiomycota, Agaricomycetes, Boletales, Suillaceae. Gene Ontology annotation, cellular component: endoplasmic reticulum exit site; COPII vesicle coat. The transcript has 16 exons. The record is from RefSeq and is a predicted model, not a curated record. Gene Ontology annotation, molecular function: SNARE binding; zinc ion binding. Gene Ontology annotation, biological process: intracellular protein transport; endoplasmic reticulum to Golgi vesicle-mediated transport; COPII-coated vesicle cargo loading. The coding region runs from base 1 to 2541 and encodes 846 amino acids.
AUGCAUGCAAACCGACACAUUCCACAGCCCCCUCACAGUGCUGGGGAACCCUACAAAGGAACGCCAUCAGCCUGGUUACGCGCUCGGAUCGACCCAAGUCAGAUGCCAUCUCCGAUUGACAUGAUAGAAUCAGACAAGGAGCAAUGGGAAGGACAAGCAUUCAUGACAUUACCCGGGAACAACCCGCCGUUAUCAACAACCGACUUCACAGCGUUUGACCAAGGAAACUCGAGCCCAAAAUACGUUAGAGUAUCAACAUGGAACGUUCCAAGCUCCUCUCACCUGGCGAAAGAGUGCGAUAUCCCCCUUGCGGCAAUUUUUCAACCCUUCGCAGAUCUUGAUCCUCGCGAAGAGUCGAUCCCGGUCGUGGACUGCGGUGAUACGGGUCCUCCUCGGUGCGAGGAGUGUAGAGCGUACAUCAAUCCUUGGUGUGCGUGGACUGCUGGUGGAUGCAGAUGGAAAUGCAAUCUUUGCGGUCACGAAACUCAAGUAUCGCCGGAUUAUUUUUGCAAUUUGGACGCAAAUCUCAUGCGAAUGGAUCUUCCAAACCGCCCUGAAUUGAACAAGGGAACUGUUGACUUCGUCGUCUCAGGAAAAGAAUACUGGGCACCUCCACCUUUACCAAGGAUGAAUUCAUCCUAUUUCUCAAUCGACCCUCCUUCCUCUCAAGCACGCGAGCCGAAAUCCCUGAACUACCUUUUUGCACUCGACGUCUCCCUGGACGCCAUACGAACGGGAUUUCUCAAGUCCGCCUGCGUUGUUCUGCGAGAUGUGAUAUACGGCAGUACUUACCUCGAUGGGACUCAGUCGGAGCCGGCCUUUCCCCGGGACUGCCAGCUUGCGAUUCUGACAUAUGAUACAUCUUUGCACUUUUACAAUCUGUCUCCAGCGUCAUCGCUGGCGAGCAUGAUUGUGGUCUCCGAUUUAGAGGAAGUCUUUAUUCCUUUGCGUGAGGGCUUGUUCGUAGAUCCCUGGAAAUCCAGGACCGCCAUCGAAGGUCUACUUGAGGCAUUACCGGAACGUUACCUAGAUACCGUCAUUGGUAAUGCAGCGCUGGGGGGUGCGCUACUUGCUGGUCUAGCUUCGCUCGCAGGUCGAGGGGGUCAUAUCAUUGCUUUCCAGAGUGUCUUACCUGCAACUGGACCCGGUGCUCUGGAACCACCAGGUGAUCAGGCAUCAUUAUAUGGUACGGAGAAAGAGCGAACUAUGUUUCUCCCGCGUCACCAGACAUGGAGAGACAUUGCUGAGGAGUGCUCAGAGGAGGGUAUUGGAGUGAGCAUGUUCCUUGGGAUGAGCAAACCCAUCGAUGUUGGAUCUAUUGGUAUCGUAUCUUCUGCCACUGGCGGCGAACUGUUUUUCCAUCCUAGGUUCAACCCUGCACGAGACCAACACGUUCUGGCUUCUCAACUACGGCGUUUACUAACUAGGACGACAGUGUAUAAUUGUUUAUUGCGCGUACGGUGUUCCAACGGCCUUCGAAUAUCGAAGUACUAUGGCAAUUUCCAUGAACGUUCUCUGUCUGACUUGGACAUUGGAGUCCUUGACGCCGACAAAGCCAUAUCCGUACAUAUUGAGCACUCGCGGAAGUUGGAUGCUCGGGAAUAUGCUUUCUUGCAGUGUGCUGUGCUGCAUACAACACCAGAUGGUCAACGCCGUGUCCGAACAUGUAACCUUGCCUUGCAAGUGGCAGACUUGGCCGCCAAUAUUUUUAGGUAUGCUGAUAUGGAUGCCGUAGUGUGUCAUUUGGCAAGGGAAUCUAUGACAAAACUGACUUCACGGCGAAUGGUUCACAUUCGAGAAGAGUUGACCGAUAGAUGUUCGUCGAUAUUGCUCGGCUAUAGGCGAAAUUGUGCGGCUGCUACCGCUCUAAUUAUACCUGAAGCAUUUCGAGCUCUACCUGUAUACACUCUAGCGAUCGCGAAGUGCAAACCCCUCAAAGGUCGUAAUGUGUCCGCGGACGUGCGCAACUAUCACGCUCAGAAGAUCCUAUCUAUGGGUGUGCGCACCACAAUGCAGCAUCUCUAUCCCCGCCUUCUGGCGCUGCACGACCUGGCUGACAACGUAGCGCUUCCAGACCCCACAACAGGUCAGAUGUCGUUUCCGUCACUAAUGCGGGACAGCCAUACCUAUAUGGAAGCACACGGUCUUUAUCUAAUAGAUAACGAAGAUCUCAUGAUAUUUUGGGUCGGUUCCAGUGUGUCCCCACAAUUGCUUCUCGACCUAUUUGACGUGGACGACCUCCUGGCUCUGGAUCCGGAUACUAUCCAGCUCCCUGUUCUUGAUACUCGAUUGUCGGCUCAGGUCAGAAAUAUACUGACGCACCGCUACGCUCAACGAGGUCGCACUCCGAAGAUGCUCCUCGUCCGCCAAAAUAUGGACGGUACGGAAAUCGAAUUCAGCGACAUGCUUGUCGAAGACCAGAACAACGCUGCCAUGGCAUAUUUAGACUAUUUAUGCUUGAUUCAUAAGCAGAUUAACGCUGUGCUUACAAACGGCGAGUCAUUAUCUGGAGGCUCGAGCUUACGAGGAUCCCCGUGGUAA